AUGGCGCCCCGGUCAAUAUUCAUCGCAGUUCUUGCGACUUCCGGCCUCAGUUGCUGCCUGCCUCUGCAGACGGCCGCAGCUGAUGAUAUGGAGAAGUCCCUACAGCGCCCGGAAAUGUUGCCUUUUUUGCCUUUUCUGUGGAAAAAUGAGGGUCUGCUCUUCACCGACGUUCUCCUCCAAAAGCUGUUGCUCCCGUUCGGCCUUACUUCUCCCUACACCAAUUUUUUCCUUACCGAGGCAAUCCGAGAUAUUGUGAACGAUCUGGACUUUUCAGACGUGGAGGGCCGGCGACUCCGGGGGCGCCAGCUACAGUCAUCCGAGUCACCUAAGGAGGCCAUCCGUUCCUUCGCGAGAAGCUUGCAUGGCGCGCUUGGAGGCAACGUGUUCGAUUUGACGUUUGCCGAUCAACUGAUUGAUCAACUGCCUUCUUCCUUCUCUGAACAGCUAGCUAGUGUGACAGAGGCUUUCGGAGGUGAAAUAUUGCGGGUUCUCGCAGACGCAGAGAACCCCGCCUCAGUGAUUAUCCAGCAGCUGGUGGCUCCGUUCGAAGGAGAUGGGAUGCCCUUUCUUAUGGGAUCCGAACCAAUGCAGGCAGCUGGUGAUUCCCCACGGACCUUGCAGGAGGUGAAGACAAUCGACGGAGCGCCAACGGCGGAAGUUAACCGGGCGGACGAUGCUUCUGUCGAAAUGCUCAAGAUGAUUGAGGCGGCGCUUGGAGAAUUCGGCACUUCAUCUGCUGACAACAGUGUGGAAUCUGAACAAUCGGCCUCCUCUGUUGAAGAGAAUCUCGCAGCUCGUGUAGAUGUGGUGAACGUGGCACAUGAGAUCGGCCAGAAAUUUGGAGUUGCAGAGCUUUACGCGAAUCUCGCUGGUGCCUUCUGCGAUGAGUUCUUAAUCCCUGCUGGCUUGGUGAAAAAAGUUGCAGCCUUGAUUCUUGAAGCCAAAGCCGCUCUAGGGGAAGAAGACUUGAACCAGUGGAACCCCCUCAGCCUUCUUGUUGGCAUGAUUGGCUCGAAGAACGGCGAUCAAGCUGAGCUGCACGAACUGUUGGCGCUGGCUGAGAAACUUGCAGUGAAAGCUCUUCUUCUUGCGAAGAGUUCUGCCAAGGCUUUUACCACUGCUCUCCUCGUUCCCAAGGCACUCUCUGCGUUGGCUCUGAAAAGUUCUGACUUGUUGAAGCUCCCGACGCUAAUGGGAAAAGGGUUUGACGGCUUCGAUCUUCUGAAAAUCCCGCUCCUUCUUGGAGGCGUCAAGUUGCUGUAUCCAGAAGCUUGCCUCAAGAUUCUGGGUCAUGCCCUUCAGAUCGGAAACAGAGUUGGCAAGGGCCUCCUCUACUUGGCCGUGAGUAAGGCGGUGGUGCACACUAUUUUGGAUCCUCUGGGGUUGACGGAGAUUGUCGCGGAUUUAAUCGCGGCAAAGUUCGAAAAGGCUGGCGGAGACGCUGGGCCGUUUUCGGGGCCGGCGAGAACUGUGACAAUCGUGGAAGCACUACCCUCUGCUGAAGUCCAAAAUAUGGAUACGAAGGAAAAGAUUCUCGAUCUUGCUCGACAAGCAGGAGAGGUGACAGGGAAUGAGGAAUUAUAUGCAACAUUGAUGGGUUUCUUUGUCGAUAGCGUUCUGGAACCUCUUGAACUCACAGACGCUGUCGCGGAAUCUCUUUCUGACACUGCAGCAACAAUAUCUACUGCAGCUGGAGAUGUGAGCAUCACCAACGUCAUCGAAGAUCUUGUGGCCGCUGUGUAUACAUCCUAA
Molecule: messenger RNA, 1752 nt
Organism: Neospora caninum
Lineage: Eukaryota; Apicomplexa; Conoidasida; Eucoccidiorida; Sarcocystidae
Exons: 3
Coding region: 1-1752 (583 amino acids)
Source: RefSeq, a predicted model, not a curated record